Molecule: messenger RNA, 2259 nt
Organism: Telopea speciosissima
Lineage: Eukaryota; Viridiplantae; Streptophyta; Magnoliopsida; Proteales; Proteaceae
Product: probable sulfate transporter 3.3
Exons: 13
Coding region: 157-2115 (652 amino acids)
Biological process (GO): transmembrane transport
Cellular component (GO): membrane
Molecular function (GO): secondary active sulfate transmembrane transporter activity
Source: RefSeq, a predicted model, not a curated record
GUAGUACUAUGUUUGGUGGCGGUCCCUUAUAGAAGAUGAGGAUGAUUGAUUGGGGAGCAGCUCAAACUUCUUAUUAGUUCAAAUAGAAUAAGAAAGAGAGAGAGAGAGAGAGACGACAGAAGAAACAUUACAAUUCCAUUUUCUCUCUACUCAACUAUGGAGCCUACACAACCAAAUGUGAAUAAUUUGAGUUCUCCAUCCUUGGAGAUAUCCAUGCCUAUGGAGUAUCAUAAGGUAGUCCCACCUCCACCUAAGAGUACAUUAGAGAAGCUCAAGAACAGAUUCAAGGAAACCUUUUUCCCUGAUGACCCUCUUCGUCAAUUCAAAGGUCAAUCACUCAAAAGGAAAUGGAUUCUUGGAGCUCAAUACUUCUUCCCCAUUCUUCAAUGGGGUCCUAAUUAUAGUCUCAAGCUCUUCAAAUCUGAUAUUGUCUCUGGUCUUACCAUUGCAAGCUUAGCCAUUCCCCAGGGAAUCAGCUAUGCUAAGCUAGCCAAUCUCCCACCAAUUAUAGGUCUUUAUUCUAGCUUUGUCCCACCUCUCGUGUAUGCUGUGUUUGGGAGCUCAAGGGACCUUGCUGUAGGUCCAGUAUCCAUUGCUUCUCUUAUAUUAGGGUCAAUGCUUAGGCAAGAAGUAUCCCCUACCAAAGAACCUCUCCUGUUUGUUCAGCUGGCCUUCACUUCAACAUUCUUUGCUGGUCUUGUCCAAGCUUCUCUUGGAAUUCUAAGGCUUGGAUUUAUAAUAGAUUUCCUAUCAAAGGCAACCCUUAUUGGAUUCAUGGCAGGUGCUGCAAUAAUAGUCUCUCUGCAACAACUGAAAAGCCUUCUUGGAAUCGUUCAUUUCACCAAACAAAUGGGUUUGGUUCCUGUUUUAAGCUCUAUCUUUCAUACAACACAUGAGUGGUCAUGGCAAACCAUAGUUAUGGGCUUCUGCUUCCUUUUGUUACUUCUUGUGGCGAGACACGUAAGCUUGAAAAAGCCGAAGCUCUUUUGGGUUUCAGCUGGUGCUCCCCUUGCGUCUGUAAUUCUUUCUACUCUGUUGGUUUUUGCAUUCAAAGCUCAAAAUCAUGGCAUCAGCGUAAUAGGGAAGUUACAAGAAGGAGUGAACCCUCCCUCAUGGAACGUGUUAACUUUCCAUGGAAGUCACUUAGGGCUGGUUAUGAAGACAGGCCUCAUCACUGGAAUCAUCUCCCUCACAGAAGGAAUAGCAGUGGGAAGAACUUUUGCUGCACUCAGGAACUACCAAGUGGAUGGAAAUAAGGAAAUGAUUGCAAUGGGAUUGAUGAACAUAGUUGGCUCCUGCACCUCUUGCUAUGUUACAACAGGUGCUUUCUCUCGGUCGGCUGUGAAUCAUAAUGCUGGAGCAAAAACUGCUGUCUCUAACAUAGUAAUGGCAGUGACAGUGGUGGUGACACUCCUCUUCCUCAUGCCUCUGUUCCGCUACACGCCUAAUGUUGUAUUGGGUGCAAUCAUAAUCACCGCAGUCAUUGGCCUAAUUGAUAUCCCCUCAGCUUUUCUCAUAUGGAAGAUUGAUAAAUUUGAUUUCUUAGUGUUGAUAUGUGCAUUCUUGGGUGUCAUCUUCAUCUCUGUUCAGGAUGGACUUUGCAUUGCAGUGGGGAUGUCUCUAUUCAAGAUUCUCCUGCAAAUCACUAGGCCUAAAACAGUGGUGUUAGGAAAUAUUCCUGGAACUGACAUUUAUCGCAAUCUUCACCAUUACAAGGAAGCCAAAAGAAUUCCAGGCUUUCUGAUUCUAAGCGUCGAAGCUCCAAUUAAUUUCGUGAACUCCAACUACCUCAAUGAAAGGAUGUCAAGAUGGUUGGAGGAAUAUGAAGUAGAAGAGGGAGUUGAAAAACAUUCAGAUCUUCAAUUUGUAAUCCUAGACAUGACAGCUGUUAGCGCUAUCGAUACCAGUGGAGUUUCACUAAUAAAGGAUUUGAAGAAGACAAUGAUGAAGCGUGGUCUUGAGCUUGUGUUGGUCAAUCCUGUGGGUGAGGUAAUGGAGAAAUUACAAAAGGCAAAUCAAGCACAAGAUAUAAUGCCGCCAGAUUACCUCUUCUUGACUGUUGGAGAGGCUGUGGCUUCACUGUCAUCCAUGAUGAAGGGAAAGGCAUCAAUUUAAUUUAUGUAUAAAUGAAAGAGAAUUUUACCAUAUUAUUAUCUUCUGCACUAGGGCUAAGAAAUACAAACUACUUGAAAUGUAUCUAGUACUAGUUCUAAGCUUUAAUUCUAACCUCUAUGUUAUUGUAGCAUAAUUUAUUUUUCU